Messenger RNA from Coturnix japonica (Japanese quail), 2336 nucleotides. RefSeq names its product proto-oncogene Mas-like. Lineage: Eukaryota; Metazoa; Chordata; Aves; Galliformes; Phasianidae. The record is from RefSeq and is a predicted model, not a curated record. Gene Ontology annotation, molecular function: G protein-coupled receptor activity. Gene Ontology annotation, biological process: G protein-coupled receptor signaling pathway. Gene Ontology annotation, cellular component: plasma membrane.
UAAAACAGUACUUCUAAAUCUUUGCACAUUUUGAACAGAGUCACUUGGGGUUGACAAAUCUUGCUGUCAAAUGGGACCUCAUCCUUCUUAGCACCUGCAGUCAAAACUCAGUCUGUGAUCAAACAAAUGGACGCGAUAGUUCAGACAUCAACUCUAACAAGACCUCAAAUUCAUGACUGCUCUGAAAUCUGCUGUGUAAUUUUAGUUUCUGCAUUUUUAAUGUCUGUGAAAUUUGUUUCUGCUGCUGACCGUGACUUUGUUUUGUUGAAACAUCUUGAGCACUGAGAAGCACGAGUUGAGGAAGAGAGGUGAACAUGAUGGUUAGAAGGGGGGAACUGUGGAACCAGAAACAGAAGGCAUGAGGUUGGAGUCUGUGCAGUCGGAAGUGCCUGAGAUGUCAUGAAGGACUGAGCCAAAAGACAAAGAGAAGUGGAAGGUAAUACUGUGGAGUUUGAAGCUGCAUUUGAAGAGUUGGUGACAUGGAGAGCGGGCUUUGUGUGCUAAAGGCAGCACUAGGAGGGACUGUGCCACUGUGUCUUCAGAGGUGUGGUGAGGCUAUGGAGGUCAGAUGGACCCUCCUCCAGAAAAGGCUGUGUGAAGCAGUAGGGACUGAACUGGAGGCUGGGGAUCAGAAGAGUGAUGGAUGUGUCAAAGCAAAUUUGACAUGUUUGACAAUGUGCCCUUGGAGAACAAGAAGCUGUGCAGAGGGAAGUUGUGAAAUGAGCAGCAGGUGUUAUGGAAGAGGACCGACAAUUUCUCAACCUGUGCUCCCCAGAGCAGUAGUAAGGCAUUUUCUGCAUGGCCUGAAAGUGCAGCAUUUUGAGGAUUCAGAUGGGAAACGAAGCGUUGGUGCAGAAGGCUAAGCGUAAUUUUGGAUGGUCAGUUCUUGCUUUCAUAGUUUGUUCAAGUCGAUGAAGAAGGGAGAAGUGGUAAAAAAAAUCAUUUCCAAAGCCAUGACAGUAACAGGUUCUGUGCAGAGGGAAAGGGGAAGAAGUUCAGAUCUAAGUGACCACACACAACUAACUAGAUGUUUCCCCAGCAGAGUGAUUGGCUGGUUCUUAGCACACUGAACAUACUGUGGCUUUUUAAGUGGUGUUGAAAUAGCCCAGCACUACAGUGCAGACAUGAGCAGUAAAACAAGUGUUUUAUCUGGACCUCAUGCCACAGAAUAUGAUUUAUAAUUUUCCCUGGCAUAUCCACACAAGGCAGCUGAAAAUCAGUCACUGAAGUUCCAAAGAAUCCACAAAAAGGUCUGUCACACAAUAUGAGUGCUUCGACCACACCAUUCUUCCCCUCAGAUGCAAACAGCCAGGCUCAGGGAGCUAACUACAGCAGUGCUGCAGGAAAGUCAGAGCCAUCUUACGCCGUUCUCAAGUUCAUGGAGAGCUUCUGCCUCAUCAGUGCCACCUGUGGGAUGGUGGGAAAUGGCAUGGUUCUGUGGUACCUUGGCUUCUGCAUCCGCAGAAACCACUUCACUGUCUACAUCCUAAACCUAGCUGCUGCUGACUUUGGCUAUCUCCUCUGCAUCGCCAUUGAGACCGUCCAGUACCUGAUGCAGUUCAACGUAGGUGUACAGUUUGGGAUAUUCCUCUUCCUGGAUCUUUUCAUGUAUGGGACUGGUUUAUACCUCCUGACAGCCAUCAGCAUUGAAAGGUGCCUCUCCGUCCUCUGCCCAAUCUGGUACCGAAGCCACCGCCCAAAGCACUUGUCUGCCAUCAUCUCUGGCCUUCUCUGGGGCCUGUCUCUGCUACUGAACAUGGUUGGCUAUAUUCUGUGCUCCAUCCACCCCUCUGGCAGCUGCCAGUUGCUGCUUAUUGCCAUUGGCGUCUUGGAUUUCCUGGUCUGCACACCCCUCAUGCUGUUCUUCAGCCUAACCCUCUUCCUCAGAGUCAAGUGCAGCUCCCAGACCUUCCGAACAGGACGGCUCUUCACUGUCAUCAUGCUCACCGUGCUCUUCUUCCUCAUUUUCGCUGUGCCUCUCAGCAUCCUCAUCCUCCUUGACUUCUUGGGCUACAAAUUCCUCUACUCACCCGAGAUCGGCUUUGUGCUUUCCUGUGUGAACAGCAGUCUCAACCCUGUCAUUUACUUCCUUGUGGGGAGGUACAGGGACCGGAGAAUCAAGUUCACCCUCAAGCUGGCAUUUCAGAGGGUCUUUGAAGAUUCAGCGGAUGACAAAGAGGAACGGGAUACCCGAGACACGAUAACUAUGUCCUCCUAAUAUCCUUCAGUGUCUGUUCAGUAGCGGUGCUCUGAAGGUGGGAGGUGGGUGUUCACAGAGCUGAAGAACUCUGGGGUACUGCGGGUACUCAAUAAAGCUCUGUUUUUCAGAACAUUAA